Molecule: messenger RNA, 4212 nt
Organism: Juglans regia (Persian walnut)
Lineage: Eukaryota; Viridiplantae; Streptophyta; Magnoliopsida; Fagales; Juglandaceae
Exons: 6
Coding region: 622-3942 (1106 amino acids)
Source: RefSeq, a predicted model, not a curated record
CGGGCGGGGAUGCGAGUUUCAGAUCUUGGUUUUGGGGAAUUGAAAGAAUUUGAAACCCUAAAGUUAUACCUAAAAAGAGAGAGAGAAAGAGAGACGGUCUGAUUUGGGGGACAUUGACUGCCUCAGUUUGGUCCACUCCUAGACCUAUCUUGUUCUUGCUUAAUAUUCAUCUUUUCGAGUGGAGAGUGUUAAUUAUAGCCGGAGAGGUACUCUCCAUUACUGUGAGAAGCUCUUGUUUCCAAUUUCUGGCGGCAUGGUUUUUUGAAGCAUCUGUUGAGGUAGGCGGUGAGCGACACUGCGAUAGACAGAGUGACCCAACAAACAAAAUCCAUUCCCCUAUAUUGACUCGCUACUCGCUCACCAUUCCGUGCUCCAAACCCUAAAAUAUUGGUUCCAUUUCAAUAGAAACGCUCUUCCCCCAUACGUCACAUUGCUUCCCAGCUUUUCUUUUCAGAUUCUAUACUUCAGGAGUCUAGGUCUCUUUUUGAGUGCGAAAAAGAUUAUACAUUUUAUUGGUGGUCUGGUUUCAAGCUGAGAAUGUGAACUAUUGCGGUCAGGCAUUUUAGCAACAGUGGUAACAUCAGUUAACAAGUGCAAAGAGUAUAAUCUUCAUCUCAUCAAAUGGAGUUGAGGAGUUGUGACCAGAUGCACUUUAUUCAGGCUGUUCAAGGUGGUUUGGUGACAAAAUUUCUCAAUGUGACUCAUGGAAGGCCUGCACUCACCUUCAAGAAGGUUAAAGAUCUAUAUGAAGCUGCAGAGUUGCUUCAAAAACUUCGUCCAAAAGAUGAGUUUGAAAGUUUGCCGUUUGAGAGUGACAGGAUAGAGGUCAAAAGCCCAUGCCUACCUUUGGCAGACAGAAGAACAAUCAAAAGGGAGCCUGAUGCUUCCCACUUAUUUUGCAAUGAUAGUGACAAGAGAAUUGACAGUGAAUUGGAUGGUCUAGACCUUUGUAGCAUGACACUGAAGCAAAUUACAGAGAGAUGCAACUUAAAGAAAAGGAAGCAUUCAAAAUAUGUUGAACUGAGUAAUGAAACUGGUGAAUCUUCCUCUUUUCUAAAGUCAGAUAAUUCUAACUUUCAAAAAGAGGAAGAAGAUCUUGAUCUUAAGGAGCCUCUCAGUAGUUGGAAAUCUAAACAUUCAAAGAAUGUGAAGGUAAAGAAAAAGCGCAUGAAAAACCAUGUCUUGACUUCAUCUCAAAGUGCCAAGUCGAUUGUCAAAUCUGAACAGGUCCCAAGUGAUGAAGUUUUGCCACAAUGUAGCGGGGAUUUACCAGCUAUCAAUAUUAAAGAAACUACUGCAACUUCCUCCUGCCUAACAACAGAUUAUUCUAACUUUCAAAAAGUGGAAGAAGAUCUUGAUCUGAAGGAACCUCUCAGUAGUUGGAAAUCUAAACAUUCAAAGAAUGUGAAGGUAAAGAAAAAACGAAUGAAAAACCAUGUCUCAACUUCAUCUCCAAGUGCCAAGUUGAUUGUCAAAUCUGAACAGGUUCCAAGUGAUGAAGUUUUGCCAGGAUAUAGUACGGAGCCAGCUAUCAAUAUGAAAGAUGAGGUUUCUGAACCUGAUUGCUUGGAUCACCAAAAUGUCAUAUGUGUUAGUGGUGAUAGUUCCUUGCUUUGUCAUGAGCCAGAGGGUUCUUGUCAAAUGAUGUUUAAUGAGCCUUGUGAGAAAGCUAAUGCAUGUGUCUUGGAGACCCAAAUUAAAAUAUCAUUUACAAAAGAACCACAAUAUUGUGCUACUAAUGAAGUCUGUUAUGAGUAUACAGAACCUGAAGAUCCCAAGUCUGGUCAGAUUGUAAGUGCAUCAGCUUGGGAUUCUAUGGUGGUGGGUAAUAUGGUUACAACCAGCCAUGAGCACUCAGAUUUGCCUGUACCGGAAUCUGAGAUGAAAGGAUACACCCAACCGGUUGAUGGUGACUUCUGCCUAGAAACCAUAUCUUCAACAGCAGAUCAUAGUUCACAUGUUUCUGGUACCCCUCAAAGUAGUUCUCCUAUGAAAGACAUCUUAUUGCAUAUUAACAAUGAUAUUAAGGUUCCCGGUGGUGAAGUUUUGCCGCAAUCUAGUGGGGAUCUGUGGCCAGCUACCAAUAUGAAAGUUGAGGUCUCUGAAUCUGAUUCUCUAGGUUGCCAAAGAUUCAUAUGUAAUAGUAGUGAUCCUACCUGCCUUUGCGAUGAGCUGGAGGGUUCUUGUGGAAUGGUAUCUGGUAAACUUUGUGAGGCAGCUAAUGGAUCUGUUUCGGAGACCCAGGUGUCAAUUUCAUUGACAGAAGAACCGCAAUUUUGUGUUACGAAUGAAGUGGGUUAUGACUAUAUGGAACUUACAGAUCCCAAGUCUGUCAAGAUUGUAAGGGCCUCAUGUAAGGAUUCUAUAGUGGCUAAUACAGUAACAAAUCAUAAUUUUGCAGACUUGCCUGUUCUAGAAUCUGAUAUAGAAGUAUAUACCCAUCCGAUUCUGGAUGACAUCUCCUCGGGAACCAUUUAUUCAGUGACCGGCCAUAGUUCUUGCAUUUCUGGUGUCUCUCAAAGUAGUUCUCCCAUUACCAUUCAUAAGAUCCCUCAGGGUGUGGAACUAGGUCAUGGUGGUGAUACUUAUGUCUUUGAGGAUGGCAUUGCAGCUAAGUUGCCUUCUAACCCCAAAGUUGGUGCUAUUGAUAGCUGUACCAGUGAAUUUAGCUUGAGUCCUGAUAGCUGUCUGGAUUCUGUUGAGGAUGAUUCUUCUACAGCUAAAGUGAAGCAACCCCAAAGUAGUUCACCUAGGACCAUUCAUGAGAUCCCUCAAAGCAAGGAACUUGGUCAUGGAGGUGAUGCAUAUUUAUUUGGGGAUGGCAUUGCAUCUGAGUUACCUUCUAACCCCAAGGUCGAUGUUGUAUCCAGGUUGACCAGUGACUGUAGCUCAAGUCCUGAUUGCUUUAUGCAUUCUGUUGAGGAUGAUUCACCUACACCUGAAAUGAAACAACUCCAAAACUCUGCUUUUGCUGAUGCAGACAUAAAUGUCUCGGCAAGGAUCUAUCCUUUAACUGAUGAGCUUAUGACAUCAGUUGGAUUUGAAUACCAUCAUCGUUCAAACUUACAGCACCCUCCUGCAAGGCUAUAUCCAACCAGAAAAGCCAUUUCUCCAACUUCUCAGGAAAGACUCCUCAAGGCAAUGGAUUUCAACGAAUUAACCGACAAUGAAUAUUACAAAUGUACGGGAGAGUUCUACAUUGGGAAGAACAAUUUUAGUAGCGUUGAAGGACCCAAUCAGAUCAGGGAAGAUGAAUUCAGCAUUAAACCUCGACAAAUUAUUAGGAAGCAAAGGAGUAGUAAGAGAGGCUUCCCUCCCAAAGCUGUUCACAAGGCUCCUUAUCUUUCAUAUACUGUACCUCGUUUUAGCACCGGGUGCACCUCCAUCCAAAGUUGUACACAGAGUGCCAUAGAAUUCUCUCAGCAGCAGAUGAAAGACUUUGAAUGCCUUGCCAUGAAGCUUACAAAAGAGUUGCAGUCCAUGAAGGACAUUCUGGAAGAGAGGUUGCUCCCUGAGGACUGCCCAGCUCUGUCCUUGAAAUAUAAAGUGGAUAGGGCUAGAAUGGCCAUCAACAAUGCAACAAAAGUUGAAGAAAGCACACGAAGAUGGCUUUCCAUGAUGGCAAGGGACUGCAAACGCUUUUGUAAAAUCAUGGGAUUGACUGAGACAGGUUCUGGUUCUUCAGGAAAUCUAGUCCAAAAUGAAAGGAAGAAUUCUACCUCUGCUGAUGAAGCUAGUGGAGUUUUGGUCGAUCAAUUGCAGAGACUGGCCGGGACGGGUUCUGCUUCUUCUGGAAAUGUAGUCCACAAAGCGAGGAAGAAAAUUACUUUUGCCGAUGAAGCUGGUGGCAAGUUGUGCCAUGUCAGGGUUUUUGAUGAUGACACGGAAUCCGUGUUCGAAUCUAACGAUGAAAAGCAGGAACUGCUGAUUACUGAACAAUGAGAUUCUUGGUUGUUUUACAAUUUCAUUCUUCGCAUCUAAAUGGUAGAAUCAGAGGCAAAUUGCGUGUCAUGGAGGAUUGUGAUAUAUUUUUUGCCAUAUAUAAAAUUGAGGUAUGCCCUGGAUCAGCCCCAUAUCAACCCCUUGUUUUGGUUGGUCUCAUUAUUGUUCAUGUUUCCAUUGAUAUGUAUUGUGUUGUAUGAAAGGAAGGUACAGAAUCAGAAUGGCGUGGAGAGAGACGUUGAUGUUUUAUAAGAGAAGAUUUUACUCGGA